GCGAUAGUACAUUCGUUGUUUUGAUUUCCGGUCACACCACACGUAGCCUGUUAUUGGACACCCUGUUCCCAUUUCGCUGACCCCAACUUACGCAGUCCUCCUUGAAACACCUCACAAGCCUGGAAAGGGGCUGUUCGAAGUUUUUACGUGCAUUAAAAAGGGAAUUGUAUGAGUCAGAAAAUAGAAAAGCCAGUGCUGUCAGGUCAACGCAUAAAGACCAGAAAAAGAGAUGAAAGAGAGAAGUACGACCCGACCGGGUUUCGAGAUGCGAUUCUUCUUGGAUUGGAAAAGGCUGAUAAUGACUUAGAGGCCAUUUCCAAGUAUUUGGAUGUGGCUGGUUCAAAGCUGGACUACCGCCGGUAUGGAGAGGCACUUUUCGACAUUUUAAUUGCUGGUGGCCUCUUGGUACCAGGAGGCACCAUUGCGCAAGAUGGGGACAAACCGGUUAAAACCACCGCUUGCGUAUUUGAACAACCCGAAGAUAUGGAGAGCAUGAAAAACUUCGAACAGGUUUUCAUUAAACUGACCCGACGCUACAAAUAUUUGGAAAAAAUGUUCGAAGAAGAGAUGAAGAAGGUGUUGGUUUUCAUGAAGGGAUUUACAGCAAUGGAAAGGGUGAAACUAGCCCGAAUGACUGCACUCUGGAUCUCGAACGGUGCCUGUCCACCAACAGUACUUUCUGUAUUAAUCAACGAACAUCUCGUCAAAGACAACUUGGCUCUCGACUUUUUGAUGGAAGUUUGUGUUACUUGGAAACAGGAAAAAGGAUUGCCUAGCUUGAUGACUGCCCUUAAGCGUGGAGGCAUUGAAGGAAGGUUGAUGGAAUUUGUUCCACCAAAUAAAAGGACGGAAGAACACUUUAGAUCAGCCUUUGAAGCAGCAGGUUUAGCUGAUAUUGUCAAGUUACACAAGGCGCAGGCCAGCCAAGAAGCAAAGCGUGAUUUACAGCAACUUUUACUCGACGAUUUGGCUGACAAUCGACCAAUCAAGGACAUUGUAAUUGACCUCAAAGACAUGGCAGUAAAGAGCUGCAUCCCUGAACAUGAAGUCAUCGGAUUGAUUUGGGGAGUAGUGAUGGGUCAAGCCGAAUGGAAUAAGAAAGAAGAACUUGUUGCCGAACAAGCGCUGAAACAUUUGAAGACCUACACACCGCUGUUCGGUGCAUUCACAUCCACUGCCAGAUCUGAACUAGCUUUGCUACUAAAGGUUCAAGAGUUUUGCUACGAGAACAUGAACUUUAUGAAAGUCUUCCAAAAGAUCGUCUUGCUUUUCUACAAAACGGAUGUAGUGUCGGAAGAAGUGAUCUUGAAGUGGUUCAAGGAGGGUCACUCAGUUAAAGGAAAGAUGCUGUUUUUGGACCAAAUGAAAAAAUUCAUCGAGUGGCUGCAAAGUGCCGAAGAAGAGUCAGAAUCUGGAGAAGAGGAAGAUUAAAGUGAUUGAAGAUAAAUUGAAACAUCAUUGCAAGAAAACAGCACGUCAGUAUUCUGUUCAACACUUGAAACACUUCGGUGAAGAUGAACUAAUCGGUGACGGGAAUUUUUUUUUUACGUAAAAAUUGGCGGUAAAAAAUCACCGCAACAGUGCGUCAAAACAAAGGAAUAAACUGUUGAUACUAGAAAA
Molecule: messenger RNA, 1620 nt
Organism: Neodiprion fabricii
Lineage: Eukaryota; Metazoa; Arthropoda; Insecta; Hymenoptera; Diprionidae
Gene: kra
Product: protein krasavietz
Exons: 8
Coding region: 169-1431 (420 amino acids)
Cellular component (GO): cytoplasm; membrane
Molecular function (GO): protein binding
Source: RefSeq, a predicted model, not a curated record